AAACACUACCAUUUUCGCUAAAGAAGAGGGCAAACGAAUGAAUAAUUGAAUCCAUAAAAAUUUAGAAACAAAAAGGUCAAAGAUCGCAUUAACGAAAACAGCGUAUUUGGGUGAAUUCUAUUCUCUCCGGCGAAGUUCGAUCUUUCGCGACCCGAUCCGAACAGAAGGGGGAAACACUGAUUGAAAAAAAUGGUGAGAGGAUUGCUCGGGAAACUAGCUGGCCGCUCUCUAUCCGUCGCCGGAAAAUGGCAGCAGCAACAGCUGCGCCGCCUCAACAUACACGAAUACCAGGGAGCUGAGCUGAUGGGAAAGCAUGGUAUCAAUGUCCCAAAAGGUGUGGCUGUUGGAUCAGUUGAUGAACUCAGGAAGGCACUGCGGGAAGUAUUUCCUAAUGAAAGCGAGGUGGUCGUGAAGGCUCAAAUCCUUGCUGGUGGCCGAGGACUUGGAACCUUUAAAAAUGGUUUUCAAGGGGGAGUGCAUAUAGUAAAGGCUGACAAGGCUGAGGAUGUAGCUGGUAAAAUGCUUGGACAGAUGCUUGUCACUAAGCAAUCCGGACCUGAAGGAAAAAUUGUCAGCAAGGUGUAUUUGGCUCAGAAGUUAUCCCUCAUCAACGAGAUGUACUUUGCCAUAACUCUUGAUCGUAUAACUGCUGGUCCAAUUAUUAUUUCCUGUAAAAAGGGAGGAACCAGUAUCGAAGAUCUUGCAGAAAAACAUCCGGAACUGAUUGUAAAGGUACCUAUUAAUGUUUUCACAGGAAUCACUGAUGAGGAUGCUGCAAAGGUAGUGGAUGGUUUAUCCCCGACGGUAGCUGAUCGAAAUGCUUCAAUUGAACAAGUGAAAAAGCUCUAUGAACUUUUUUGCAAGUGUGAUUGCACCUUAUUAGAGGUCAACCCAAUUGCUGAGACUUCCGAUAACCAGUUAGUAGCUGCUGAUGCAAAAUUAAAUUUUGAUGAUAAUGCUGCUUAUCGCCAGAAAGAGAUAUUUGCUCUUCGAGAUCCAACUCAAGAAGAUCCUCGUGAGGUUGCUGCAGCUAAAGCUGAUUUGAAUUACAUUGGUUUAGAUGGAGAAAUUGGUUGCAUGGUGAAUGGUGCUGGUUUGGCCAUGGCCACAAUGGAUAUUAUUAAGCUGCAUGGAGGAACACCUGCUAAUUUUCUUGAUGUUGGAGGAAAUGCUUCAGAAAACCAGGUUGUGGAAGCUUUUAAAAUUUUGACCUCAGAUGACAAAGUGAAGGCAAUUCUUGUGAAUAUUUUUGGAGGAAUUAUGAAGUGUGACGUAAUAGCCAGUGGAAUUGUGAAUGCUGCCAAACAGGUUCAACUGAAGGUACCUGUUGUUGUUCGUCUUGAAGGCACAAAUGUGGACCAAGGAAAGAGAAUUUUGAAGGAAAGUGGAAUGACUUUGAUUACUGCUGAAGAUUUAGAUGAUGCAGCUGAGAAAGCAGUGAAAGCUUCAGCAAAGUGAGAACAUGUUGUCUAGUUUGAGUAUAAUCUGUUCUUUACCAAUUCAUUGUCUCCAUAUAAGCAGUGACUAUCUGUGAAAUCCUAGCUUCUCCAUCGGUCUGUGGAGAACUUUCAUAAUCUGUUUUAUUUAACGGAUUUUCUAGCCUCGUAAGAGUUUUUGUACUACCAAGAGCUUACGGUGAUUUUGUCUGGUUUUAUUCAUCUUCAAUAAUAGAACAAUGAUUUGGAUAUCA
Salvia hispanica is the source of this 1690-nucleotide messenger RNA. Its product is annotated as succinate--CoA ligase [ADP-forming] subunit beta, mitochondrial-like. The record is from RefSeq and is a predicted model, not a curated record. NCBI's taxonomy places the organism in Eukaryota, Viridiplantae, Streptophyta, Magnoliopsida, Lamiales, Lamiaceae. Gene Ontology annotation, molecular function: ATP binding; succinate-CoA ligase (ADP-forming) activity; metal ion binding. Gene Ontology annotation, cellular component: mitochondrion; succinate-CoA ligase complex. Gene Ontology annotation, biological process: succinyl-CoA metabolic process; tricarboxylic acid cycle.